This is a messenger RNA of Miscanthus lutarioriparius, 426 nucleotides long. Lineage: Eukaryota; Viridiplantae; Streptophyta; Magnoliopsida; Poales; Poaceae. The record is from the annotation of a GenBank genome assembly.
AUGCCAAAGCGACCAAUUGGUCAGAAGGCAGCCAAAAAUGCAGCUUUAGCUGAAAAAGGACAGUCAAAACGACCCAGGUCAGAUGAUGAUGAUGGCAACUCAAAAGAAUCUGCAAUUAAUUUGGACAAGUUAGACAAAUUCCAGGAGGAAACAAAUGCAAAUCGCAUCAAGGUACUGGAACUUCAACAGAAGUUGUCAUCUGAGAAGCUUGAGACCGCAAAACUUGCCCACCUUACAGCACAAGAGACUAAAGAGGGAAAGAAGCUUAUUUUAGAGGCAAAGAAGGUUGAGAAAGAAUCAAAGAUGAUGGAUGCUUAUAAUAAUCUCAUCUCACAAGAUACAAGCUCAAUGUCUGAUGAAGAAAAGGCUGAGCGAGUUGUUGCAAUGAAGUGUCUUAGGAAGGCAUUUUUUCCUGACACUAUCUAA